Molecule: messenger RNA, 559 nt
Organism: Rhinolophus ferrumequinum (greater horseshoe bat)
Lineage: Eukaryota; Metazoa; Chordata; Mammalia; Chiroptera; Rhinolophidae
Gene: LSM7
Product: LSM7 homolog, U6 small nuclear RNA and mRNA degradation associated
Exons: 4
Coding region: 109-420 (103 amino acids)
Biological process (GO): nuclear-transcribed mRNA catabolic process; mRNA splicing, via spliceosome
Cellular component (GO): U2-type prespliceosome; catalytic step 2 spliceosome; U12-type spliceosomal complex
Molecular function (GO): RNA binding
Source: RefSeq, a predicted model, not a curated record
CGCGGUGCGCCGCGCCGCGCAAGCGCCGUACACAUUCUGCGCGUGCGUGAGUGGCGGGGUCAAAGGGCACGACGCCGGCGCCUGCGCAGAGUGGCGCGACACAGCAGAAUGGCGGACAAAGAGAAGAAGAAGAAGGAGAGUAUCUUAGAUCUGUCCAAGUACAUCGACAAAACGAUCCGGGUGAAGUUUCAGGGAGGCCGCGAAGCCAGUGGAAUCCUGAAAGGGUUUGACCCGCUCCUCAACCUUGUGCUGGAUGGCACCAUCGAAUACAUGAGAGACCCCGACGACCAGUAUAAGCUCACGGAGGACACCCGCCAGCUGGGCCUGGUGGUGUGCAGGGGCACCUCCGUCGUGCUCAUCUGCCCGCAGGACGGCAUGGAGGCCAUCCCCAACCCUUUCAUCCAGCAGCAGGAGGCCUAGCAGAUGGAGGCGAGGACAGGGCUGCCCUUGGACUCGCAGCUGCCCCUCCUACCUUAUGUGUGACUCAGAGGAACAGCACUUUCCUUUUUGUAUAGGUUACAUUUUUUGUUUUCUUAAUAAAAUUGCAAACUUCACGUUU